Molecule: messenger RNA, 891 nt
Organism: Prorocentrum cordatum
Lineage: Eukaryota; Dinophyceae; Prorocentrales; Prorocentraceae
Source: the annotation of a GenBank genome assembly
GAGCUCAAGCUGGCAGAGGCGAAGGCUCCUGAGGUGAGCGCGCCCCCCGCCGGCGUCAAGAGCGGCGAGGGCGACGCCGGUGCCGAGUCUGCUGUCAAGAAGCGGCUGGACGAGCUGGAUGGCGUUCUCAAGGAGCUGGCUGGCGUCGACGCCCCAGAGGUUGCCCAGCUGGUGGAGUACAAAGCUGAGCAGGUCAAGUGGCGGGCGCAGCUUUUUCAGGAGAAGCCGCCGUCGCAGCAGCUCAACACUCUCGGUUUCAAGACCACCAAGGUCGAGCAGCAUAUCACCAAGCAGCAGAGCGCCCGCAAGGCGAAGCAGGCGCAGCUGGUGGCCCUGCAGGCGGAGCUCGCUUCGCAGGAUGCAGUGCUCGCGGAGCCCCGCAAGCAGCUGCUCGAGCUCGAGAGCCAGUGGGCCCAGCUCUAUGGCGUUCUGCCGCAGCCGCCCACGGGGCCACCUUGCGCCGACGCUGGCAACGACCAGAGCAGCUGGGCGCUGCCCAAGCUGGAGCAAGUGCUUUUGGCUGCUGGCGCUGCUCCUGACCUGCCGCAGGAGGUGGCUGCAGUGGUGGGCAAGAUUCGCCAGCACCGCCAGACCCAAGAGCAGCAAGCCCAGGCCCAGCGAGAGGCCAACGAGAAGCAGGCAGCUGAAGCAGCUGCUCAGGCAGCCAUAGAGCAGCAGGAUGCUGCCACGGCAGGCGAUGCCGAUGAGGUCCAGGAGGAGGAGUCGGUCAACCAGGCCACUGCUGAAGAGCUUCGCGAUUACCUGCGCGACUCUGGUGCUGAGCUCCCUAAUGCUGCUGAAGCCUCCGAGGAGGAGCUCCGAACAGCUGUCAAGCGCCUCCGCCUGGCCAAGCCCAAGUGGAAGGUGGUCAAGAAGCCACGCGCGGCCUGA